This is a messenger RNA of Aureobasidium pullulans EXF-150, 207 nucleotides long. RefSeq lists its product as uncharacterized. Lineage: Eukaryota; Fungi; Ascomycota; Dothideomycetes; Dothideales; Saccotheciaceae. Bases 1 to 207 code for a protein of 68 amino acids. The record is from RefSeq and is a predicted model, not a curated record. The transcript is spliced from 2 exons.
AUGCCACCAUCAACCAAGCAUCUCCUGGAGAAAUUCCUCUCCCUCUUCUCCUGCUCUCGCCUCGGUGAUGACGAAGACGACGACAACGAGGCCACCUCGCGUCCUCUCGUGAUUGGAGGUCCCGUGGACUUUCGUCACCAUGAGACGGAGGGUGGAGGGCCUCUGCGCGCGCCUAUCUCUGGUGCCCCUGAGCCUUUUGUGCGUUAG